GGCAGUUCUUGGACCAGAUCAUCCGCGCGGCUCGGCCCAAGAAAAAACGAUCCGCAGCGCCCAACUUUCACAUCUCCAAGUCCAACCUAAACUAAUCCACUGAAACUUUGGCCUGGGUUAGCAAUUCCUUCACACCUCAUCCACCACCGAAGCUGCCCGUCUGUGGUAUUGUAGUAGAGUGCCUCACAACUUCAGGACUAGCCUUAUUUGCUUUGCCCAUUCGGUAUUCAUUCUUCCUCCAAUAUCACACCAUCACGCAUCACACAUCAAUCACAUCGUUCUCUUUCCUGUGACCUUGACCCAACGUCCACAAAUCAAAUCUAUCAUCGCCCGCAAAUUCGAUCAAAUCGCCGCCUCCUCCCCCACCUCAUUACGGCACCGCUUCCAGCCACCAGCCACCUGCUCUGUUUUGUUCUGUUCUGCACUCUCUGAACUGCUCUGCCAAGUCAGCCAGAUAGUCAGUCAGCCAGCGUCAGGUCAGCCUAGUAGCUCAGUUCAGUCAAGCUUUUGUUCGGGCUGUCCCUGUGCCUCCUCUGUCUGUCUCUGUUUCUUCGCCUCUUUACAGUAUCCUUAAUCCAUUCCUUGGCUUGGCUUGGUCGCUUGCUUCCUUAGCUUGGGAUCUCCUACCGCUGCAGCAUCUCUUGUCUCGUCCCCUAGUCGAUCCUGUCCCUUGGCCUCGGGUCAUCUUGAUCCUAUUCGACGACCCUGACAAUCAUCCUCGGCUGGCUUGGAACUUUGGCUUCUCCUCCUCUACCUACGGAUACCCUUAGGCCUUAGCACAAAGUCGCUCGUCCGCUCGCUCGCUCGCAAAACGGAACAGACUCCAAAACGACCCACACCCCACUACAGCACCACCAGGCCCCAAGGACCCAAGGCAAGACAAGGCCAAAGGCCAACCCGGCCGCAGCCCAGAGCCACCCGCUCCAAGAUCUCGGAGCUACUAAAGUUGCCUGCACGUCCUGAACCUGCCGGUACGGAGCCUGGAGCCAUUUGCCCACGAGCUAGGGUCGCUUGAACCCUGUACGAGACAAUGUCGAUAAAGUAAGCCUCUUUCGCGAACCUCUUUCUUGAAUCUCUUUCUCUGAGCUUUCCAUCUUUCCCGUCCCGUCUUGUCAACCUUAGCCUUGCCCUCUUGGUCACUGGUUUAGUCCUGCACUGAGUCUUCAGAGAUUGUCGCUCCCGUGGUAUCCUGUCCUGUCUUGUGCCCAUACCAUACCCAUCUUCGCAUUCCCGUCCCUCUCUCCGUUUCCGUUUCUUGCCUCCGUCACCUUCCCGUCUCCCUCUGCCGUCUUCUCCGCCCCGUACCCUCCGGUCACGGCGGCCACGGCUCAGUCCGUCCGUUGACUGCCCCGCCACCUUCGGCCCAUGGAGUCAUGGACCCCGCCCUAUAAUGGACAAUCCUCAUGACUAUCUUAUUACAAGCCGUCCUCCUUCGCGGCCCGUCGAUCCUGACAAUGCCGAUAGCUGGGUUAUGCUCAAUCAGGGCGGCUUCGUCAAGCUUGGCAAUGAACGCAUCUUGAUGAAGCUCGAAUCGAGAAUCUCAUGCGACCUGUCUGUGCCCCAGGAGCUGAGAGCACGAUGUGCCUCGUUUCAACGGAAAAGUGAUAAAGGCACCCUCUUCCUGACCAACAAGAGAAUCGUGUAUCUUCCUUUAAAACCCACUCAAGAACCAAAGUUUGAAUCCUUCAGUGCCCCAAUCCUGAAGUUUCAAGAUUCCACCACUUCAUCAUCUAUGUGGUGGGGAUGGGUGUGGAAAUCAGAUUGUAUUCCUGUAUCCGGUGGUGGCAUUCCUCCAGAUAUUCCUCGGCUUGAGGUCAAGUUCACGUUUUCAGAUGGAGGCAUGAUGGAUUUCAACGAAGCCUAUAUAAGGCUGCGGGAGCGACUUUACCAGUAUCAAGAGAUGCGCCGGGAGAUGGGCCCCGGUGCUGAUGUCCCUGAUGAGCCUCUUCCAGCAUAUGAAGCUCCUUCUGCCCAGCCAGCUCCUACAACGAGUUCGACAGAUGUGCGCCCUAAUCGCUCAGAGAGCGCUGCCAGUCGGAGGGCACCAGAUGAACCACCACCAGAUUAUGACGAGGCUCAGGCGCAGCAGUUGAAUAUUCGGUUGGAGGACCACAUUCGAGGUGAAAUUGAUAGGGGAGCAUACGAAAAUGAUGAUUAACGGCCGCGUUGGACCACACCAAUGGCUGUGGUUGUGUUACAGAUACCAAGAUUUGAGCACUGCAUUCAUGAACUCAUUAUACUACCUCUUACUUUUUUCCGGGUUUUCAUAUUCAAAGGGAUCUGCUAGAAUCAUGAUAUUGCGAAAUAUUAAAAUUUCCAGCCGCUUCUGAAUCUGAUAAUAGAACGUGACAACCUUU
Molecule: messenger RNA, 2357 nt
Organism: Fusarium odoratissimum NRRL 54006
Lineage: Eukaryota; Fungi; Ascomycota; Sordariomycetes; Hypocreales; Nectriaceae
Exons: 2
Coding region: 1391-2158 (255 amino acids)
Biological process (GO): positive regulation of DNA-templated transcription
Cellular component (GO): nucleus
Molecular function (GO): chromatin DNA binding; transcription coactivator activity
Source: RefSeq, a predicted model, not a curated record